Messenger RNA from Vigna unguiculata (cowpea), 1863 nucleotides. Its product is annotated as glutathione synthetase, chloroplastic. Gene Ontology annotation, cellular component: cytosol. Lineage: Eukaryota; Viridiplantae; Streptophyta; Magnoliopsida; Fabales; Fabaceae. Gene Ontology annotation, molecular function: ATP binding; glutathione synthase activity; glutathione binding. The record is from RefSeq and is a predicted model, not a curated record. Gene Ontology annotation, biological process: glutathione biosynthetic process.
AAGACGACAAUGGGAGUAGAGGUGGGUGGUUGUUGUGUUCUCCUUCUUUCAUUGGAAUAAAGCCUAAGGUUUUGAGUUCUUACACUUUCUCACCUCACCAAACACACUCACUCUCUUUCCCUAAACGCAUGUCUCAGCCUUCAUCCGUCAACCCUGCUCCUCUUGCAGAGGCUGACACUGAUUCUUCCGCCGCCCCUUCCCUCUUCGAUUAUCAUAGUAUCGACCAAAAACUCAUCCAAAACAUCGUUUAUGAUGCUCUUGUCUGGAGCACUCUUCACUGCCUCCUCGUUGGAGAUAAAUCGGUUCAGAGAUCAGGAACAGUUCCUGGUGUAGGCUUGGUGCAUCUUUCGUUUUGCUUAUUACCCGGGCCAUUUCCUGAAAGUCACUGGAAGCAAGCUUGUGAAUUAGCUCCUAUUUUUAACCAAUUUGUUGAUCGGGUGAGUUUGGAUGGGAAAUAUCUCCAGGAAUCUCUAGCAAGAACUAAGAAUGCAGACGAAUUUACCUCCAGACUUUUAGAUAUUCAUUCCAAGAUGCUACAGAUUAACAAAAAAGAGGAUAUACGCUUGGCAAUAAUGCGUUCAGAUUAUAUGGUUGAUGAGAAGACUAAAUCACUUCUGCAAAUAGAGAUGAACACCAUUUCCACUUCCUUUGCUUUGAUGGGAACUCUUGUGACUGGACUUCAUAAGAGCUUAAUUUCUCAAUAUGGAAACAUCCUUGGACUAGAUCCCAAUAGGGUUCCUGCAAACAAUGCUGUCGAUCAAGCUGCAGAGGCCUUGGCUAAAGGUUGGAGUGAGUAUAACAAUCCCAGGGCUGCAAUCUUGGUCGUGGUUCAGGUUGAAGAACGAAACAUGUAUGAGCAGCAUUAUAUCUCUGCCCUUCUAAGAGACAAGCAUCAUAUUAAAAGCAUAAGGAAAACAUUGGCAGAAGUGGAUCAGCAAGGGGAAAUUCUGCCAGAUGGAACACUUUCUGUGGACGGACAACCAGUUUCAGUUGUUUACUUCCGGGCUGGCUACACACCAAAAGACUAUCCUUCAGAAUCAGAAUGGAGAGCUAGGCUACUGAUGGAACAAUCUUCUGCUAUCAAAUGCCCUUCAAUAUCUUAUCAUUUGGUUGGCACCAAAAAGAUUCAACAGGAACUUGCAAAACCUGGUGUGCUUGAGAGGUUUGUCGAAAACAAGGACCACGUAGCCAAAUUGCGUUCAUGUUUUGCAGGGUUGUGGAGUUUGGAAGACUCAGAUAUUGUUAAAAAAGCAAUUGAAAAUCCAGAGUUAUUUGUGAUGAAGCCGCAAAGAGAAGGAGGAGGAAACAAUAUUUAUGGCAAUGAUUUGAAGGAAAGCCUCCUUAAAUUACAGGAAUCUGGUUCUGAAGAAGAUGCAGCUUACAUCCUCAUGCAGAGGAUAUUUCCAGCCACUUUUCCAGCAAUUUUGGUGCGUGAUGGUAAUUGGAGUACGGAUCAUGUGAUUUCAGAAGCUGGAAUAUUUAGUACUUAUUUAAGGAACAAGGAUAAGAUUAUCAUUAAUAAGGAAAGUGGCUACACGGUGCGUACAAAAGUAUCAUCAUCUUAUGAAGGUGGAGUUUUACCUGGUUUUGGAGUGAUAGACACUGCAUACCUAACUUGAUGGAGCCAAGAUCCUUAGUUAUCACAUUCACUUCAAUUCAAAAUAUUAUGAAUGUUUUACAUGUAUCACCAUUAGUUUCCUCACUCCUGAUUGUGUUUGUUUCUCUCCUCAAACAGUGAAAGAAGAGAAGAUGCAUUGUUGUUGUCUCCUUUAGCUUUUCCUACGGAAUGGUGUCCGAUUAUCAAAUGUAUUUAUAUAAAUUUGGUUUGAACACAAUGAAAUGUUGGUGUAUUUGGUGCAGUAA